AUGGACGACUCAUCUGGCAAAACUAUGGGCAACUCGUCUGCCAAAACUAUGGGCAACUCAUCUGGGAAAUGUAUGGGCAACUCUUCUGUUAAAACUAUGGGCGACUCAUCUGGUAGAACUAUGGACGACUUGGAAGAAGUGGGAAAAUACUUUGAACAACAUGGCAUAGCUAACCUAGAAGAAUUUUUAAAAGAAAAGCUCGAAAGAUGGAAAGACGUCGAAAUAAAAUUCGGCAUAACAGGUGAUUCCGGCGUUGGAAAGUCCACCUUUAUAAACGCCAUACGAGGGUAAGCGAUUUAAAUAUUCUAUUAAACAUGUACAUUAAUUAAGCGCAAGUUUCUAUCCAAGAAUCUGGAGAGGCAGUAUUUAUCAGCAGGCAGUGAGUAUCUAGAGAGGUAUAGGGUUUGUAGAAAAAAGCCAAUUUAACUUAAUUAAACGGGUCGCUGGGCAAAUCAAACCUUAUAAUAACGCUGUCAUAGAUCUCAUACAUGCAUGCAUGUUUGAACUUUUCAACGGAAGUUCUGAAUGGAAAGUAAGUUUAUUUUACAAUUGACAUUACCCAAAAAGUGCCGACAUUGUGCUAUGUCCAAGCAAUAUCCAAGAAAUCAUUUUCUCUAAAAAAUAAUAUUAAAGUUGUAAUGGUAUCACCAAAAGCGCAGAUCCUUCUCAGUACUCGCCCUAAAAAACAUGUGUUUUCGUGUCAAAACAUUCAGAAAUGCGACCACAUUAGCUACGCCGAUUACUGCUAAAAUGUCAAACUAUUAAUAACUAAUUUCAGAACAAUUUCCCGCAGACCAGUCACUAAACGUCGCAAUUUCGACUAAAUUGUCGAUUCACGAUGAUAGAAAUGUAGACAAUGUAGUCGCAUUCCUGACACGAAAACUUAACAUUACACGUUCUUUGGGCGAGAGGAGUGCCGCGGUUUUGGAAAUAUCACUAGCUAAAUUAAUACUAGAACUAGAAGCUAACCCCUCCCGCAAUGAUAACUGACUGACUUUAUAAAUUUAAGAGAUUGAUUCUUUUCCCUGAAGUGUCACUAUGACACUCGGUGAGAAUAAUUCUAUUUUAUGAUUUCAAUUUAACCAGACUUAAAGUAGACGACGAAGGCGCUGCGGUGACAGGCGUCAAAGAGACAACCAGAAAAGCCACUGCCUACUCUCAUCCUAAAAAUGACAAAAUAAAGUUUUGGGAUCUACCUGGUAUAGGUAUGUACCAGUUGUUGGUACAAUACAUUGAUAAAAUAAGGACGAAUAAGGAAUGUGGUCCUCUUUUCGAAUAAGGACUGGACUCAGAUAAUGAUGUUAUGGUCGUAACGUGGCAGUAUUCAUUAUAAUGAUAGGGUGAUAUGAUGAUAACGGUGGUGAUGCAUGGUGAUAGAAGUAGUGGUGAUGAUUGUGGAGAUAAUAUUCCCACGGUGGUCAGGCAAACUUUUCAGCCUGCCCGGGGUGGAUACACUCAGAGUAACACCACAAACAACAAUAUAUUAAAAAGGUUCAGACAAGUCCAUGUUGCAAGAAUCCAAAAGCACUUAUCACUUUGACACGUAAAUUGACCACUUUCACAGCGCAAUUACAAUAACAUACUAAUAAGUCAAACGACUAUCACUUGCAGGCACUCCAAACUACCCAGAUCUUGACACCUACAGCAAGAAAGUCAGCUUGGAGAGGUACGACACCUUUCUAAUCUUAACCGCUGGUCGCUUCACUCAUAACGAUCUGCAGUUAGCCAAAAGAGUUAAAGAAAUGAAAAAGUCGUUCUUUUUUGUGCGCACCAAGAUCGAUCAGGACGUCGAUAAUGAAAGCGACAAGAAUGCAUUUAAUGAAGAAGCAACGUUGAACGACAUUAGAGGAGACUGUUUGAAAAAUUUGAAACGCUCAAGUUUCGGCGAUGUAGCGGUCUUUCUCGUUAGUAAUCGUAAAACGGCCAAGUGGGAUUUUGCUCGUUUGCAAGAGGCCAUUCUGGAUGUCUUGCCACUACGUCAAAAACAAAGUUUAACGCUGUCCUUAACAAGCCACUCUAAGAAUAUUUUAAAAGAAAAGGUUAAAUUACUUCGAGGUAUGCGUAAAUAAAUUUGUUGAUAUGGAGUCGCAAAGUCCUUUAAUCUGCGUGGGCUUUCUCCACCAAGUGGUGACAGAGGGGUAAAUUAGGGAUAUACUAAGUUGUUUAUAUUCGAAGUUGUAUUGAAAACAAGGUAUUGGUGGUAUUGUUAGUUGAAGGACAUACCGAAAGGGAGGAUAGUGUAAGGAAUGGUGUUUAUUAUCAUAUUUUUUAUCAAUACUCCUCUUUGUUUCAGAUCAAAUUUGGAUGGUCGCAGCCGCUUCCGCUGUAGUCGGGGCAGUUCCAUUUCCUGGAUUUUCCUUUGCAAUAGAUGCCAUCCUUUUGACAAAAGAAGUGAAUCUGUACAAAUCUCAGCUCGGCCUACCUGAGGAAAAUUCUUACGAGUUCCGCAGAAUGACUCCAGAAAAUCAGGAUAAAGUCCACAAGUUUUGUAUGACAAGCGCGAUACAAACUACAAGUCUUGUGGCAGCUUACACUGCGAGUUCCGCAGUUGAAGAAACUGCUCGAUACAUUCCGUUCUUAGGAAGCCUUAUUGCUGGAAGCAUUUCGUUUUCUUCCACCUAUUAUUUCCUCCAUGACUGCUUGAACGAAUUGGAAGAAACAGCAAUGGCGUUCCUGGAUAUAAAGAGUACAAGAGUUGUGGACGAUUAUGUGAACAAGGUUGAUUAG
Paramuricea clavata is the source of this 2727-nucleotide messenger RNA. NCBI's taxonomy places the organism in Eukaryota, Metazoa, Cnidaria, Anthozoa, Malacalcyonacea, Plexauridae. The record is from the annotation of a GenBank genome assembly.